GGGGGAGGGGGUGUGGGGGGGGGCCGAAUCCCCUGACACUUCCCAGAACCUCAGUCUUAUCCUGAGAUAAAGCACACUCCAGCUCCUCUGUUAAACAUACCCCAGCUUCUCUUUGGAAACACUCUAUCUCCCAAAUGCCACAAACUUCUGUCCUUCGAGAUACCCGCAGAUAUCUGGCAAAAAGCUCUUUGUUUUCUUCUCCAAAUAGCUCCUAACUUGUCCCGAAAGAUGGCCUGACUUCUCGGUCUCCCAACGUCUCUCGUCCUCAUUUUCCUGAGAAGACCCCAGUUCUCUCUCAGGCCCCUUUAUCGACCUCAAAGCCCCUACUUCUCCCGCAUGCCCAGCUCCCUGCUCUGGCACCCGACUCUCUUCUCCUGACCUUCCCUCACAUGAUUUCCACUUCCCAGGGAGACCCCCAUCUCUCCCCAGGACCCUCCUUCAACUCCUCCCACAAACACGGAGGCAUCCCUCCCAAGGAGGCACCCCAAACCUCACCACAUCCCUGCCAGGCUGGGCCACACGCCUAUCCAGGGUCUGGCUCUGGGGAGGGGCUGUGCUUUGUCUGCUGUCAGCAGGCUCUGUCCCAGGCUGUGGGGGGACCUGGUAAGGGUGUGGGCAGUGAAAGCCACUCUGGUCUGCCUGUAACUAGGGGGGAAGCCAUCAAAAGGCAGAGCCAGAAGGGGACUCUGAUGCCAUGUCUCUUACUUCAGAGACCUGGAGACAGAGCCACCAAUCCAUCCAUCCAUCCACCCACCCACCCAUCCAUCCAUCCAUCCACCCAUCCACCCACCCACCCAUUCAUCCAUCCACCCAUCCAUCCAUCCACCCACCCACCCAUCCAUCCAUCCACCUAUCCACCCACCCACCCACCCAUUCAUCCAUCCACCCAUCCAUCCAUCCAUCCAUCCACCCACUCACCUACCCACCCACCCAUCCAUCUACCCAUCCAUCAAUCCACUCACCCACCCAUCCAUCUGUCCAUCCAUCGUCCAUCAGUCUACCCACCCAUCCAUCACACAUCCUUCCAUCUAACUUCCCAUUCACCAUUCAUUUGUCCAUCCAUCCACACCCCCAUCCUAAUAUCCUCUAAUCUGCCUUCAUGACCUCCUCUUGUCCACCUGCCAGGACCCCUGGUGGGUAAUGGGGAUGCAACGUGACCAAGACAGGCCCGCUCCUGUGGAGUUUGUCAAAUGACAUUAAUCAGCAGGUCACUGCUAAGUGUAUGAUGACAACCAUGGGAAGGAAAGUGCCCUGGAGCUUAGGGGCCCCAGGAAAUCCAGGAUGGUUUCUCUGUGGGAAUGAUCCGGAGGAUGAGCAGGGAGGCCCCGAGAGAGGAGGAGAGAGAUCUGGGCGGAAGGGAUGGUGUGUGCAAAGGCCCUGGGUGUGUGGAGCACAGCUUCAGGAGACAGGAAGAUGGCCAGAGUGGCUGGAAGGGAGAUAGAGCGGUGGUGGAGUGGGGGGCACAGCUGGGCAAAGCUUGGUGCCAGAGAGAGCCGCUUGGGGCCUUUUGAGCACAGAGGUGAUAAGACUCCCAAGUGGGAAUUAAGCUGCGGGGGACAGGAUGGGACUAGGAGGUGGCGGGCAGAAAGGACUGGGUGGGGGGUGCGGGGGGAGUGUCAGAUUCUGGAGAUUUGUAGGCCAUUCAUUCCUAGCUCUGGGUCCUCUGAGGCCCAGGCUUCCCCUCAGUCUCUAUCUAGCACCCCACCCCAGGCAUGUGCUAAGAACUGCACAGACUUGGAGUCCUGAACUUCUCCCCACUUUACAGAUGAGGAAACAGAGGCUCCGAGGAAUGAGGUCACUGCCAAGGCCACACCACUGGGAGGUGGCAGAGCCUGGAUUCCAACCCCAUCACCUCCCUCAUCCUGCUCCCUGAGUCGGGAAAGCCAGGCCUGGGGUGCCCCACGGUGAAGGGGGCUGGGAGCCUGGGUCCCGCACAGCUGGCUCCUGCCCCAUUCUACCUUCAGUUAUUCAGUCAACAAACGCUGCUUGCCCCAGCUUUACCCUCAGGGAGACUUGGGGAGGGAGGCAGUAGAGACGGGGGUUCAAACUCCACUGUGCCGCCUUGGCGAGUAGCUUCCCUUCUCUGAACUGGGUGCCCUGUGGCUUGGGCCCCCCUUGUGCCUCAGUGUCCUGCUCUGUAAACUGGGGAUGAUGGCCCUCCCCCGACGCGGGCUACCCUGUGCCUUGUUGGGCCCGGGACCCUCCUGGGAGCUUGCAGACAGGCCUGCGCUCCCUUUUCCAGGGAAGGAGGCGGAGCUCAGAGGGGAGGCCGCUGCCCGGAGCCAAAUGGGCACCAGGUGGCCCCUCUGGACGGGAGCUCAGAUCUCUUUCAAGCCACCUCCUGGUGCUUCCUCCCAGCCACCCUUAGGUCUGCCACAUCCCCCUCCGCAUUCAGUGGGUCCCUGGCAGGGUGUUGAGGGUAAAGGCCACCCAGCAUGAGGCGGAGGUCUCAGAGCAGAGGCGCCCUCUCUCCAGCUUGAGCCUGCAGCCUGCAGCUCCCCAUCUCUGAUUCCAAGAAGGCUGCUGCUGAGGGGGGAGUCCUGGGGGGGCUGCCACGCCCAUCAGCCGAGGGUUCUGUGGACCGGGAGAGGUUCCUGUUUACAGAAAGGGACAUGGAGCUGGGCUCGGAGCUGAGCUGACCAGCUGGAAGGGCCCCUCCCAGGGUGGGGUCCCCAGCGCCACAGGGCAGGCCUUCGGGACCUUCCCCAGGUGCCUUCCCCCACCCCCCUGCCGUGCCUCAGUUUUCCAAAUGUGAUGGGGUGGAGAUAGGAGUGGGGCUUCCAGCUGAGCGGGGCCAUGGUGGGGUCAGGUCCUGGGGCUCCUCCCCCACUGAGUCCCCUUCCUCACCGGUAGCAGCACCGCGGAACCAACACUUAACUCACACGUUUCUGGGCCCCGUACUAAGCGUUUUGCAAAUAGUACCUCACCCUGUGGAAUCUUCACUCUGACGCUGCAAUUCAGGGGCAGGUGUUAUGCCCAUGGACUGCUGAGGACACAGAGGCACAGAGAUUUGGAUGCUUGCCGGAAGUCACACAGCAGGAAUAGUUGGCACCAGGAUUUGAACCCGGAUACAAGGCUCCAGACUAGCGUCCUGAGCUACUCAGCGCAGAGACCAGCACAGAAUAAACUCACUGCCCUCCUCCCCCAACCCAGCUGGGAGGAAGACCCCGCUCCCAGCGAGGCAAGGGUGUGUGGGGAGUGAAGCCCCAGUACCCAGGCCGGCCUGUCAUCAGGACGCCUGAGCCGGUCACCUCGCCAUCCUGGGCGGUGGCUCGAGGCCCCUGCAGGGAAGAGCAUUGUUCUAGGGUCACCCUUCCUACUGUGGCACUCCAGGCCCAGCAGGGGUGACUGACAUCAACCAAGUAAUUGCUCGAGGGUAUUUUUCAUGCGAGCUGAAGUUAGGGUUCUGUUGGGCUGUGAUGCAGGGCAGGCAGGGCAGGCUUCCUGGAGGCGGCAGUGAAGUGAUGCAUUCAUUGGUAUCUGCCUCCUUUGUCAGACUGUGUGGCCACGCCAGUGUUGCCCCCAGAACAAAGGGGGGCUCAAUGUUUGUUGGGUGAGCAAAGUUGAGAAAGGCCUCUUGAGGGAGCCUCACUUUCCCCAUCUGGACAAUGGGACUCUAAGCCCCACCUCACUGCAAGGUCAAGUGGAAGUGUUGGAGGGGCCUCUGUCCAGCUCCAGCUCAGUCUGCCCCCCAUCCCCCCUUCUGCUGUUGAACAAGCAGUCACUCCAGACCAGCCCCCAUCCCAGCUCCAGCCACGACGCCGCUCGGGGACAUUUCUGGAAGAGAGGAGGCUCCUGGAAUAUGAUAAUUAAAUAAGGUCUAGGCAUCCCCUUCUCUGCAUCAGUCUUGGCAACACAUUAUCUUGCUGGACUUGGGACUGGUCACUCGGCCUUGGAUUCCAGAAGAGGAAACUGAGGCUGGGAGGGAGGAAAGAGUGAGGAAGAUAGGGGUUGGGGCCAGCAGAUCACAAGGGUGGAGGGUGGAAUCCCAAGACACGCUGUGGUCUCAGAGCUGCCAGGCCUGAGUCUCCUGGUCUUACCCUUGCUGGUUUAUCCAUAUGUGAACUGCAGGGGGGUACUCUCUCCUUUCUCCCCGAAUCACAUUUUUCCUGUUACAUUUUGUCAUGGGAGCCACCAAACCUACGGUUAGUAUUUACCUGUGUAUUUCUGCAUUGGCAUCCUUCCGACCAGGACGCAUCACAAAGCUGGCAGCUGCAGGCCAGUCACAGCCAUGUCCCCAGCAUCCAGUAGGUGCUCGAUAAACAUCUCUCCAUGAAGGAGCAGCGCCCUGGCCGGCUUCUCGGGUGUCUGCACUGAGCCGCGUCUCAGCGGCUAGCUCCUUGUUUCUAGAAAGAAACCUUCACCUUCCUCAUGUGCAAACUGGAGACAGCCAUAGGACGUACCCACCGGUUUUUGUGGAAUGAGUUGGGGGAAGGACGCUAAGAACCUGGAACUGAGAAAGUGCUUAGUAAUAAAUUCAGCUGCCGUUAUUAUUAUUGCUGUUCUUUUACUCGUCAGCGUAAGUCGGGAAAUGGCCCGCAGACGAACUGAGGCAGGGGCCUGGGGUUUCUAGGGGCGUCAGCAAACCGCUACCACCUUCCUCCUUUCCCCCACCCCCUCAGUCCCCGAGUUCCGGCGAGGCUCCUCGGUUCUGCCCGCCGGGGGCUGCGCAGACCGCCCGCCCGGUCCCCGGGGCAAGCGAGGCGGGGGAGGAGGGCGGCCGUACUAGGAGGAAUACGGCGGCGCGGCGGCCAGCUGGGCGGUUUCCCGCCGCCGCUGCCGCCGGUGAAUGAGUCCGACUGCGCUGCCGCUGCCGCCCGACCGAGGCUGCGCCCGCGUCCUCGCGCCCCUAGCCUUCGCGCCGAGACCCCGGCGUGUCCGCGGGCCAGCCAGCCUCGGCCACCGUCCCCGGGCAGGCUCCGCAGAUCCCUCCAGGCUCCUGCCUCCGCCCCGAUGAAGAAAACCAACUUGUGGUUCUUGGAGCGGCUUCGUGGGUCAGGGGAGAAUGGAGCUACGGGGGGCGAGGGUGGGGACAGGGCCGCCAAGGGGCCGCUAUACAGCAACGUGCUCACGCCCGACAAGAUCCCGGACUUCUUCAUCCCCCCCAAGCUGCCCGCCGGCCCCACGGAGCCGGAGGCUCAGGCUGAGCUGGGGCCCUCGACCUCGGAGCAGAACCUGGCCUCUGCCGCGCCCCGCCGCUCCCCCCGGAGCCCCCGGCUGCCCGCCAAGCUGGCCGCCGAGAGCAAGAGCCUGCUGAAGGCGGCCACCAGGCAUGUGAUCCAGAUCGAGAGCGCGGAGGACUGGACCGCCGAGGAGGCCGCCACCAACGCCGACCCCCAGGCCCAGGGGGCCAUGUCGCUACCUUCGGUGCCCAAGGCCCAGACGUCCUAUGGCUUCGCCACACUGGCCGAGAGCCCCCACACACGGCGCAAGGAGUCUCUGUUCCAUAGCGAGCACGGGGCUCUGGCCCAGGUGGGCUCCCCGGGCACCCGGCGCCGUCGGGGGGGCGUCAAGACCAACGGGGGCGAUGGGGUGCCCAGGGAGGCCGGCGGUGCCCUCAUGAGCCCCGGCCGCUGCGUCAGUGGCGGGGAGAGCGACACGGGGUCCUCGGCCGAGUCCUCGCCGUUCGGGUCCCCCCUGCUCUCGCGCUCCGUGUCGCUGCUCAAAGGCUUCGCCCAGGACAGCCAGGCCAAGGUGAGCCAGCUGAAGCACUCGGUGGGCCGCCACGGCUCCCUGUCGGCCGACGACAGCACGCCGGACACCAGCCCUGGGGCCCGGCGCCGCCUUGCCCGCAGGAGCACCCCGGAGCCCGGCCCCGAGCCCGGCGCGGCGCCCCGCGCGGAGCACGCUGUGCGCAUGGGCCCGCGGGGCAGCGUGCGGCUGCUGGCGGAGUAUGAGGCGGCCCAGGCCCGCCUGCGCGUGCGCCUGCUGGCGGCCGAGGGCCUCUACGACCGGCUGUGCGACGCCCGCAGCAUCAACUGCUGUGUGGGCCUGUGCUUGGUGCCCGGCAAGCUGCAGAAGCAGCGCAGCACCAUCGUCAAGAACAGCCGCCACCCCGUCUUCAACGAGGACUUCUUCUUCGACGGCUUGGGGCCGGCCAGCGUGCGGAAGCUGGCGCUCAGGAUCAAGGUGGUGAACAAGGGCAGCAGCCUCAAGCGGGACACCCUGCUCGGGGAGAAGGAGCUGCCCCUGACCUCUCUGCUUCCCUUCUUGUAAAGGCCUCUGCGCCCCCUCCCGCCGGCAGAGGAGACCCCACCCCCACCCGGAUCCGGCAGGGGAGGUGGUUUCCGCUCAGGCUGGGCCCGGCCCCGAUGCUGCAGCCCACGUUGGGGGUGUCCUGGGUCAUGCUGUUUUCCAGGGGUUAAUUUUUCCAGAGGAGAAGAGAGGGGGCUGCCGGGUAAAAGAAAGGGUCAGCUUGCAGGGCUGAGUCCCCCUGUGCCCCAAGUUCCAUGCCCCUGCCUCACCCCUUCCGGAGUUCUGGAACCUGGGCCAGGAGGCAGCUAAGGCCGAUCACAGACUCAGAGGCCGCUGGUCCAGAGGCCCAGUCAUAUCUUCUCCUGUGCUGCAUGAGUGUCCUCCUGCCCCCGGCCCGCCAGAUGCCCCCCCCCCCCCGCCCCUCCAGAGAUCAGGGCCAGGCCCAAGUUCUGCCCACGGUGCCACUCGGGACUGUGGGAGAAUCCCCUCCUGGGGUGGGCUGGCUCUGGGCAGUCCUCGGUCCUCCCAGGCUCCGGAGGCGAGAGCCACGUCUGAGAGCCACUGCCUGGCAAAGACAGGCAGCCAUGGAGGAAGUCCCAGAAGAUGAAAAUGGGGGCAAUUGCUCCCCUCCUGCCCCUCGAGCGAGACAGCCCUCCUGUCAGCUGUUUUCCUCCAUUGCCUUCUCUGCUCGGGCCCCUGCAGCCCUGCUGGGCGUCGGGAACUUCCCUCCCCUGGAGGGGUUGCUCAGAACGUGCCCAGAGAGCAGCGCCAGCUUGGGGGCCCCCCCGUUCCUCCCUGGCCUCUGCGGUUGGGGGCUGCUGCCCCUGCCCCCUCCUGUGCAUUACCCGGGAAGUGAUGCCCAGUGACUGAUGGCCUUGACUUUUACUCCACUCGUGUACAUAGGUUUUGGUUAGGGUGGGUGGGACAAAGGGGAGGCUGGGGAGACCCUGGUUGUGGCUUUUCGUGCUGCUAAGACAGCUGCAUGGGUUUAAUUGUGUCAGUAUAUGGGUCCUUGAAUGAUUUUUGUGGAGGUUUCCUGCUCAACGAAACAGAAAUGAUACAGUUUGAAGCAGGGGCCAGGCAAGGCCAGCUCUGACCCUUCACCUCUCCUGGGCUGCCUGCUGGGCGAGGAUGGACCCGGCCAGUCUGUGGGGAUCCUGGGGUGCCCCUCCCAGUCCAAACGUUGUCCCUCCUGGCUCUGGGUCUCCAGAUCAUCCUGGGGGAGGGGUGAAGGAGCAUGUUUCCCUCCAGAGCCCCGGGGGGGUGGGGAGGAGCAUGUGUUCCCUUCUGCACAUGUGGUGAGACAUACCUGUGCACCCUUGAGGCUGAGGACGAAAGCCCUUGGCACUGGGGUCCCUUGCUGUGCCCCCUCCAGCCUCUGUCCUGGGCCUGCUCCCUUAGGCCUUCUGCUCCGGGGGACCACCGGGCCAGGCCUGUGGGUGGAGGAGGCAGACAGCCCUGCAUGGAGUGAGAUGCUCAGACUUUCAGCCCCCUUCUCUGACCCUGACUGCUCACAUCCCCUGCUUUCCUUCUGGGGGCCCCCAUUUUAUAGGCCCCUGCACUCUUUGACAUCUGUGUUUGAAAUUGACUGUGGGUACAUCUUUAAGACAUCCUCCCCCAAGUGUU
This is a messenger RNA of Balaenoptera acutorostrata (minke whale), 7821 nucleotides long. RefSeq names its product C2 calcium dependent domain containing 4C (gene C2CD4C). The transcript is spliced from 2 exons. The record is from RefSeq and is a predicted model, not a curated record. Bases 4954 to 6216 code for a protein of 420 amino acids. Lineage: Eukaryota; Metazoa; Chordata; Mammalia; Artiodactyla; Balaenopteridae.